This is a messenger RNA of Ochotona curzoniae (black-lipped pika), 2027 nucleotides long. RefSeq names its product MYC associated factor X (gene MAX). The record is from RefSeq and is a predicted model, not a curated record. Gene Ontology annotation, molecular function: DNA-binding transcription factor activity; protein dimerization activity. NCBI's taxonomy places the organism in Eukaryota, Metazoa, Chordata, Mammalia, Lagomorpha, Ochotonidae. Gene Ontology annotation, cellular component: RNA polymerase II transcription regulator complex. Gene Ontology annotation, biological process: positive regulation of transcription by RNA polymerase II. The coding region runs from base 229 to 711 and encodes 160 amino acids. The transcript is spliced from 5 exons.
CGUGCGUGCCGCCGUUGAUCCGGUGCUGCAGUGAGGAGGUGGUUCUCGCCCGUGUUGUGUGUGUGUGUGUGAGUGAGUGUGUGAGUGAGUGAGUGUGUGAGUGAGUGAGAGCGCGAGCGGGCGAGUGAGUGAGUGAGUGUGUUGGGGGGGCACUCGGCCUGUUGUUGUCCCCUCCACCCUUCCCCCUUCCCGCCGCCGCUGCAGUGGCCGCUCCCUGGGCCGUAGGAAAUGAGCGAUAACGAUGACAUCGAGGUGGAGAGCGACGAAGAGCAGCCGAGGUUUCAAUCUGCGGCUGACAAACGGGCUCAUCACAAUGCGUUGGAACGGAAACGUAGGGACCACAUCAAGGACAGCUUCCACAGCCUGCGGGACUCGGUCCCGUCCCUCCAGGGAGAGAAGGCAUCCCGGGCCCAAAUCCUAGACAAAGCCACAGAGUAUAUCCAGUAUAUGCGAAGGAAAAACCACACACACCAGCAGGACAUCGACGACCUCAAGCGGCAGAAUGCUCUUCUGGAGCAGCAAGUCCGUGCACUGGAGAAGGCGAGGUCAAGUGCCCAACUGCAGACCAACUACCCCUCCUCAGACAGCAGCCUCUACACCAACGCCAAGGGCAGCACCAUCUCUGCCUUCGAUGGGGGCUCGGACUCCAGUUCUGAGUCGGAGCCCGAAGAGCCCCAAAGCAGGAAGAAGCUCCGAGUGGAGGCCAACUAAGCUGCGUGGGGCAGGCCAGCAAUAAAAACUGUCGGUCCCCCGUCUCGGCCUCCUUCCGUUCAUCAGUAGAACCUUCACAACCAUUUAAGAGACUCUUUUUCUUUCUCUCUUUUUUUUUUUUUUUUUUUUUUUUUUAAUGUAGAAGCUCUUGGACAACAGCUCUCAUUCUCCUUCCCCAUUUCCAUUAUUUUUAAAGAAUUUAUUCCCUUCAGGGAUUCCUUGUCCCCACCAGGAGUUUUUCAACCAAAAUCCCCCAACUUGGCAGCUUUUUCUGUGGAGGACAGACGGCCAGCCAGACCUCGCAGCACAUGGCGUCCUGCCCACCGCCCGGCACCUGCGGCAGGCUCACUGCGCCUGGCCUCCGGGGCUCCCUCACCUGCGUGGGACAGACCUUAUGAAUCUGUGAACUGCUCUGCAUCGGGAAGAUGACCAAUGUGGAAUAAUCAGAAUUACUCCCUUCCUGUGUAAGGGUUUUUUCUUUCUUCUAAAGAGUUAUUUAUCGCUCAUAUCGAAAGACCAAGAUCCUUGGAGAAGUUUGUGGCACACACGAGUGGGGACAGAUUGGCAGAGUCUGGGGCCAUAUCUCCUGCCUCUCUCAGGCAGCUGUUCCUGCCUGCAGGGCCAGCCCUGGGGAUGGCUGCGCAGCACUGAGUGGUAUGUAUGGGAGAUCGCAGCAGUGAAGCUGCCACCAGUGAGUGGUGGGGAGGUGGUGGAUUCUGGGGGCGGGACAGGGAGGGGAGAUUGGGCGGGGUAGAGAUUUUGUACUGAGGGCCAGUGAUGAUGUUUUGAUAUUUAUUUCCUGCUAUUGAAAUUUGAAUCUGAGUGAAUUGUCCCUACUUCUGAUGAUGUCGGUAAUGCAAAGCGACAGAUUCAUAAAGUAAUGAUCAAAUCUUCCUUUCUUUCUGUGUGUAUUUCUAAGACAUAGAGCCCGUUGAUUUUUGUAUGUAAAUACCAAGAGCGAUUUACCUGGUACUAAACCCGCACUUGAGUGCGGCCUCCCUGCCCUCCUUGCCCCUUGCCUACUCUUUCCUGCUGUCCUGGACCCGGUCUGCACUGUGUGACCCAGCCCUGGUUCUGGCUGCGGUCAGCAGGUCCAAGGGAAGGGCUUUGUGUGUUUAGGUCUCAUUCCUUUGUUUCUUUCCUACUUCGUUCCCAGCAUUUGCUGAUUUCUAGUGUGUACUCGGUAGUCUCAGUCCAUGUUUGAUUCCAUUCCAUGGAAAUAAGAAGUAUGUUGUACAUACUGCCCAAGAGUUGUCUUGCAAGUUAAGGCUUCCCUCUUUACUAUAAGACUAUAAAUAAAAACUUAUUUUAUCCUU